AUGGCCAGACAAAACUUUGUGGGGUUGGUCGUCUCCCAAGGUCGAAUGAAUAAAACAGUGAAAGUACGAGUUCAAGGUAAAAUAUAUGAUAGAAGAAUAGAUAAGGAAAUUAUACGAAGAAAAGAUUUCUUAUGUCAUGAUGAAGGAAAUAUAUGUAAAGAAGGAGAUAUAGUUAGAAUAGAAAGUAUACCCAAGAUUUCAAAAUUAAAAGCAUUUGCAAUAGCAGAAAUUAAAAUUAAUAAAGGUCAACAAUUUGAACAAUAUGAAUCAUUAGCUAAACAAAGAAUACAAGAAGAAGAUUUAAAAGAAAUUGAAUUUUUUAAACAAAAUAAAGAUAAAUUUUCAAAAAUUGUUACAAAGUUAGAAGAUUUGAAAAAAAUAGAUGAAUUAAAUUAUAAAAUAACGAAUUUGGAAAAUUUAGAAAAUUCAUCCACUUCAAAUGAAGAUUCAAUAAUUGUAGAAAUAAAUAAAAUAAAAUCAAAAUAUAAUAUAAAAUCAUAUCCAUCAACUGAACCACUAAUAGAUUUAGAUUUAAAUUCGCCCAUUUAUAAAUCAGAAUUAGAAAAAAGAGUUUAUCAUAUGGAUUAUAUAUUAAAUGAAUUAUUAAAUAAUUCAAAAUAUGAAGAAUUUAAAAAUAGAAUACUUUUAAAAAAAUUUAAAGAUAGAUCUUUAGAUUCAAUUCAAAAAAGUAUUUUGAAAAAUGUUUUAAGAAAGUAUGUUAUUAAUGAAGAAAAUGAAUUACCUUUUGCAUUGUAA
This is a messenger RNA of Lodderomyces pseudojiufengensis, 756 nucleotides long. RefSeq names its product mitochondrial 37S ribosomal protein uS17m. Gene Ontology annotation, biological process: translation. The coding region runs from base 1 to 756 and encodes 251 amino acids. The transcript has a single exon. The record is from RefSeq and is a predicted model, not a curated record. Gene Ontology annotation, molecular function: structural constituent of ribosome. Gene Ontology annotation, cellular component: mitochondrion; ribosome. NCBI's taxonomy places the organism in Eukaryota, Fungi, Ascomycota, Pichiomycetes, Serinales, Debaryomycetaceae.